CGUAAUCAAUCAUCUGGAGCACGCUUCGUUUCCGGUUUGAAGGAAUUCGAUGUGGAAACCGAACGCACGCGCUUGUAGCGUGUACUGGGAGCGCGUGGGCACAGGAGUUUAGUUGAAUAAAAAGCUGUCAGAUUGUGUAACCAUGCCGACUCUCAGUCAGAAUGUUCUCUUUGGCAUGGGAAACCCGCUGUUGGAUAUCUCUGCGGUGGUGGAUAAAGAUUUCUUGGAUAAGUAUGGUUUAAAGCCCAAUGAUCAAAUCCUGGCAGAGGACAAGCACAAAGCUUUGUUCAAUGAGAUCAUCAAUAAGAGUAAAGUCGAGUAUCACGCUGGAGGAUCAACACAGAACUCUGUUAAAAUUGCUCAAUGGAUGAUCCAGGAGCCUCAUAAGGUGGCCACUUUCUUCGGCUGUAUCGGUACCGAUCACUUCGGUGAGAUUCUCAAGCAGAAAGCAGCUGAAGCUCAUGUUGAUGCUCAUUAUUAUGAACAGAACGCAGAACCCACAGGCACCUGUGCAGCCUGCAUCACUGGAGACAACAGAUCUCUAGUCGCAAACCUGGCAGCAGCAAACUGUUACAAUAAAGAAAAACACCUUGAUAUUGAGAAGAACUGGAGUCUGGUGGAGAAAGCUCAAGUUUACUACAUUGCGGGCUUCUUUCUGACCGUCUCUCCAGAAUCUAUUCUGAAAGUGGCCAAACACGCAUCUGAUAACAAUAAGAUAUUCGGUCUCAACCUCUCUGCGCCCUUCAUCAGUCAAUUCUUUAAAGAGCCGCUGAUGAAGGUCAUGCCGUAUGUGGACAUCAUCUUCGGGAAUGAAACUGAGGCUGCUACAUUUGCAAAAGAACAAGGUUUUGAGACAGAAGAUAUUACAGAGAUCGCUCACAAGGUUCAGUGUCUGCCCAAAGUAAAUAAGAACAGGCAGAGGAUUGUGGUCUUUACCCAGGGCAGAGAAGAUACUGUGGCUACUGUGGGUGAUCGUGUGAAAGUGUUUCCUGUUUUAGACAUUGACCAGAAUGAUAUUGUUGAUACUAAUGGUGCUGGUGAUGCUUUUGUGGGAGGAUUCCUGUCCGAGUUGGUUAAGGAGAAGUCUCUGGAGGAUUGUAUCCGGGCUGGACACUACGCUGCCCACGUCAUCAUCCGGCGAGCAGGCUGCACCUUUCCAGAAAAACCCGAUUACCAUUAACUCUCCUUCAUCCUCGUAUACUCGAUCUUUCCAUCUCAUUUUUUCAGAUAUACCAGCAACACAAGCUGCAGUCUCUUCACUUGUUUACAGAUGUGUAUUGUUAUUUAUGGGCAUUCAUCAGGAUUACCACAACCUUACAGCAAAAAACAAACUUUGUCAUAAACAUCUAUUGAAGCCUCACAAUCAUUUCUCUAUUUAAAUAAAAUCUAUUGAAGAUCCAUUCUGUUACGUAAAGUAAGUGCAUUUAUAUUUUACUAAAGUAAUGGAUAUUAAAUUAAACCAACAGGAUUAUUUAAUGGAUGUUUAGCUCAUUUGUAUUGAGUGAAAGCUUUUGUUUUUCAAGUCUAUAUUGUUUCGAAACACCAAAUUGUAUCUUAAACGCACAAUGUUUAAAUAUGAAGAAGCUGUUUCAGAUAUGGAGAUUUUCCACUCGAUCUUACCGUCUCUAAAAUGUAACAGUUCAACUGACUUUGAUCUUUAAUAAAAAGAUUUUAAUAGGUUGUAAA
This is a messenger RNA of Paramisgurnus dabryanus, 1686 nucleotides long. RefSeq names its product adenosine kinase b (gene adkb). Gene Ontology annotation, biological process: purine ribonucleoside salvage; purine nucleobase metabolic process. The record is from RefSeq and is a predicted model, not a curated record. Gene Ontology annotation, molecular function: adenosine kinase activity. Gene Ontology annotation, cellular component: nucleus; cytosol. NCBI's taxonomy places the organism in Eukaryota, Metazoa, Chordata, Actinopteri, Cypriniformes, Cobitidae.